AUGAAAGGGAUUAAAAUAUUACGGGCAACAAGGAAAUUUUGUGGCGACAGCGCUAUCGGUUAUAUCAAAAUCAAAAGAUAUGGAGAAUCAUGUACGGUAAAAACUCGAGUUACUCCGGAGCAUGAAGUACUUAGUGGUUAUCGUGUGACAAUGGUUAUAAAUGAAAGCAAAGCUUGGUUCAGUCCUGCCAAUGCGAAAAUUGUGCAGCCCCUGAAGGUGGGUGUAAACAUGCUGCCUUAUUGCUAUGGU
Messenger RNA from Iphiclides podalirius (scarce swallowtail), 249 nucleotides. Lineage: Eukaryota; Metazoa; Arthropoda; Insecta; Lepidoptera; Papilionidae. The record is from the annotation of a GenBank genome assembly.